AUGCAGCCAGCACUGACGGUCUUCUUCAUGCUGCUCUUUGUGCUGCUGUCUGUCCUGGGAAUCCUGGCCAACAGCUUCAUUGUGCUUGUGUUGAGCAGGGAGUGGCUGCGACAUGGUAGGCUGCUUCCCUCAGACACGAUUCUCAUUAGCUUGAGUGCCUUCCGCCUCUGUCUGCAGUGUGUGGGGCUGGGGGACACCUUCUUCUCCUACCUCUCCCAGGAGGAGUACUACAGGGGUCGUGCCCACGAGUUCUUGCAUCUGCACUGGCACUUCCUGAACACGGCCACGUUCUGGUUUGGCACCUGGCUCAGCGUCCUGUUUUGUCUGAAGAUCGCUAACUUCUCCCAGCCCGCCUUCCUCUGGUUGAAGUGGAGGCUCCCGCGGUUGGUGCCACAGUUCCUGUUGGGCUUUGCCCUGCUUUCCUUCAUCACAACUCUACUGAUGUUUUGGGGGAACCACGUUCUGCAUCAAGGACUCACGCUCAGAAAGUUUUCUGGGAAUACCACCUACAAGGAGUGGAAAAGGAGGCUAGAAUUUCACUUUUUCCUGCCUGUGAAGCUUGUCACACUGUCAAUUCCUUGCUGUUUUUUCCUGCUCUCAAUCGUGCUGUUGAUUAGUUCUCUGAGGAAGCACGCUUGGAGAAUGAAACGCAAUGCCCACAGCCUGCAGGACUCCAGCGGCCAGGCUCACAAUAGAGCUCUGCGGUCACUCGUUUCUUUCCUCACUCUUUAUACUCUGUCUUUCAUGUCCCUGGUCAUCAAUGGCACAUUCUUCAGCUCCUUGGAGAGUGAGUGGUACUGGCCAUGGCAAAUUAUACUCUACCUGUGCAUCUGUCUCCAUCCCUUUGUCCUCAUCUCUAGCAAUCUCAAGCUUCGCAGUGUGUUCAGGCAUCUGCUUUUGUUGGCCAGGGGCUCCUGGGUCACCCAAACGGCAGUGUCUCCUUAUACAGGUGAGGAAAACAGAACCAUGGCUCACCUGUGUGGAAAUGGCAGCUGA
Molecule: messenger RNA, 996 nt
Organism: Lepus europaeus (European hare)
Lineage: Eukaryota; Metazoa; Chordata; Mammalia; Lagomorpha; Leporidae
Gene: TAS2R41
Product: taste 2 receptor member 41
Exons: 1
Coding region: 1-996 (331 amino acids)
Biological process (GO): sensory perception of taste; G protein-coupled receptor signaling pathway; detection of chemical stimulus involved in sensory perception of bitter taste
Cellular component (GO): membrane
Molecular function (GO): G protein-coupled receptor activity
Source: RefSeq, a predicted model, not a curated record